Acanthopagrus latus (yellowfin seabream) is the source of this 3356-nucleotide messenger RNA. RefSeq names its product fibroblast growth factor 10a (gene fgf10a). The record is from RefSeq and is a predicted model, not a curated record. Lineage: Eukaryota; Metazoa; Chordata; Actinopteri; Spariformes; Sparidae. Gene Ontology annotation, cellular component: cytoplasm. Gene Ontology annotation, biological process: positive regulation of epithelial cell proliferation; fibroblast growth factor receptor signaling pathway; secretion by lung epithelial cell involved in lung growth. The transcript is spliced from 3 exons. The coding region runs from base 1838 to 2596 and encodes 252 amino acids. Gene Ontology annotation, molecular function: type 2 fibroblast growth factor receptor binding; growth factor activity; chemoattractant activity.
AUGGCAAGACAAUUUUUUAUAAUCCAUUCAUUUUUACAGUACAUUUUCAUGAAAAAAAAAAACAAAAACAUAAAAUAUUAAAACAAAAAUCUGCCGGGGCUGGGUUCUUAAAAUCAGUAUCUGGACUCUCAGCUAUUAUUGGUCAUUUAUGAUAAUUAAUGAAGAGUCUUUGAGUUUUGGACUGUCUGAAGACUUCACUUUGAGCACUGGGAACUUGAAAAUCUUUGCAAAAAUAAACAUUAAGGGAAAUAAUUGUUGGCCACUGCCCUAAAACAGUACUAUAUUGGUACUGCGUACCAAAACCCACAUACAUAACUAGUAUUUAACAUUUCAAACAAUGCCCAGUACUACUCAAGAGAAGAGAAAUGUACAAAAGUUGGACUUUAAAGCAACGCAAAAGGAGAGAUAUGAAGGAAAAGGUUCUCUUUCCUUCUCUCUGACCGGCUCUGCUCAACUGGUGGUUUUGUCUGGGAAGGGGAGGAGACAGAGAAAAGGGGGAGAGGGAGAGGGAGGGAAAGAAAAUGGGGUGGGACAGAUCCCCCCUGCGCGCACACACACACACACACACACACACACACACACACAGAAACACACAUGUACAUGUGCAGGCACACAUGCACGCACACAUAAAUGCGCACAGCUCUUCAAAAGCCAAGUGGUUUUCAUAGACAUCCAAUUACACUAAGAGAUGACAUCUGGGGAACUGCAGCAGAUAAAUAAGGUGAAAGGAAAGACAAGAUUCAGUCACCUCAGAGAAACUCCAGAUAACCAGAGAGAGCACGGCUGAUAGAGAUAGGAGGGAGGGAGAGGCAAAGGAAAGAGGGAGGGGGCCAAAGGAGAGGGAGCCACACACAGGAGGAAAGAAGAGAGGCAACGCACUGCUCGGGCGCUCAGACUCCGAGAGGCAAGGACAGAGGACAGAUAGGGGAGCCCAGCUCACUGACAAGACGCACGACACGAGAGAGAAGGGAGAAAGACGAGAGCUCUCGGGCCGAGUUACACACUCAAGUAACUUCAAACCAGCUCUGACAAAACCAGGAGAAACAAAGAAAGAAGAAGAAGAAAGUCUGGAUUCUGUGACUCUUUUUGUGGCCUGGCUUUUUGUGGAUUUCUCAGGACAUUUUAUGAGAAGCAGCAUUAAUACUUUUUUUUUUUUUUGACUUCUUGUUUUUAUUUAUUCUUUUCGUACUGUUUAGUUUGGCAUCUUUAAUCCAGACCUCCACUGCCUUCCCGUUAUCCACCUCCCUGGUCUGGAGAAGAUACAUGGUUUGGGAGGUGUGUUUGUAUGUGUGUGUGUGUGUGUAUGAGUAGCAGAUUUUAACGUGAGUUUUUAUCUUUAGAUUAGGUGUACAUUUAAACUUAAACAUCUGUGUGUGUGUGUGUGUGUAUGUGUGUGAGAGAGAGAGCAACCAGGAGCAAAGAGCGGCUGUAUUAGGAGGAGCUGGUGGAGGUGGGGAGAGGUCUUUGAGGCGAGCCCACCCCCCCCAGUUGUUCCCGUUGUGAGGUGAUCUGAGUUAUGGAUGUUGACGCAUUCCUGUGGCGCUGCUGAGGAAUAAACAGCGCAGGGGACGACAGAAGAGUCACUGCAGGUUUCACCGCCGCCAGCAGCUGCAUCGCCACCGCCGUCACCAUCAGUAUUACGCUACAUCUACUACCACCGUCACCCGAGCCACUCCACAGGUUUUAACACCUACAGUCCCAGUGAGGUUGGGGGGUCAGAGGCGGUGUAGUCAGUCAGUCAGGGGGGAACUUCUCCCACUCUCGUUCCCUCUCUCUGCACCCCGCUCAGCAUGCCCCAGCCCCUGAGCACCUCCACAGCUCUCCCAGCUCCACUACCAUGUGUAGAUGGACAGUGACACAAGGUGCACCGGUCGCCUGGUUCUCCUCCUGCCCCUGCUGCAGACCUCCUUCACUUCUCCUCUCCCUCACCUUCCUCCUCCUGCUUCUCCUGCUCGGACCUUCCACGUCCUCGCCGCUCUCCGCUUCGUCCUCACUGUCAGACUCUGAGAAGGACGGCGAUGUGCCGGGAGGGACUCCUCUUGACAUCUUCAUCUCAAGCCCGCCACCCUCCUCAUCACCCCCACCGUUGCAUGCAUCCUCUGCGAGGUUGCCACGGGCGACCAAUGUGUCUUCGUCGUCGGCAACGGUCGUCGGGCGCCACGUGCGGAGCAGCUACAACCAUCUGCAAGGAGAUGUGCGCCGGAGGAAACUGUUCUCCUACCAGAAAUUCUUCCUUCGCAUUGACAAGAAGGGAAAAGUUAAUGGCACCAAAAGCGAGGACGAUCCAUACAGUAUUUUGGAGAUCAAGUCGGUGGAUGUGGGAGUGGUGGCCAUCAGGGGCCUCAGCAGUAACUACUACCUGGCAAUCAACAAGAAGGGAGAGCUAUACGGAGCAAGGGACUUUGGUCCAGACUGUCGUCUAAUCGAACGCAUCGAGGAGAACAAGUACAACACCUACGCUUCAGCAGAGUGGCGCAACAAGAAGAAGCACAUGUUUGUGGGACUGAACGCCAAUGGCAAGCCAAUGAGGGGGAAGAAGACACGGAGGAAAAACACAGCCACUCACUUCCUGCCCAUUGUGGUGCAGCCGCGAUAAUUUGGACAUAUGAGCCAUGAGAGAGCUCUGCAGACUGCGGGGUGUCGGACUUUAUUAGAGUUACAGCGAUGGCUACAUUGGACAGAUCUGAAUCAGAUCUGAUGAUGCACUGAGGAGGACAAGAAUGGAACCCUAUGGACAUGUUAUCUCUGUUGAACAAAGACAUUUUUAUUUUCAAAGAAAGAAAUAAGAUAUAUUGCUAUACAAUGUAUAUAUUAUUUUCAGUUUUAAGUUAUCAAGUACAUUGGCACAGUAGAAAAUAUGAAAAGAAAUGACUUCUGUGCCAAAAUGUGAUUAGCAACACAUUUCUAGAUUUGUGUACAUGUGAACCGCUCGACAGGCAAGAAAUAAAACGACAGAAGUAGUAAGAGAGGAAAAGAAAGAGAAAAGAAGUAUUGAUGUAAAGGUGGCUGACAGAAAUGUAGACAAAGAGGAAGAUGAGAAAAGCAGAAAAUGAAAUGAAAGAUCACCAACACAACAGCAAGUCAAACACUAUGUUUUUCUCUUUAAAUUUAUUUAUUUUCUGUAAUAUUUAACAAAAACAAACAAACACACAAAAAGGACAAAUUCUUGUCUUUUUUGCCAUUUAUGCUUCUCUUUUUGAAUACUAAUCAUUUAAACCUGAAUAAAUAUAAAAAAUAUAUUUGUCUUUAAGUUGUUUGACUGACUCUGAAUCCUUUAUCUCUACGGAUCAAAUAUUGGUUGUUCAUAUUGUAAAUACACAGCAAAGAGAUAGAAAUAAAUACCUAUACGAACAAAA